UAUCUCAAGAACAAAUAAAACCUGUCGUUCCAUUAAGAAGAUUUAGCUUGUUGAACAAUCAAGAAGAUCAUUUACAUUAGUUUCUUUAUGCAUAUAUAUAUAUAUAUAUAUAACCUAGAGUGCUUCUUCUCAUUAUCUCACAUUCUGCUUAAGAUUCUUAAAUAAAUAAAAACAUCUUAUUAAUUAAUUGUUAUUUUUAAGUACGGAUUCAAGUGAUUCAUGUGAAGAAGCAAUACGUAAAGCAAAAGAAUAUAUAAAGAACAGUGGAAAACAUCAUCAUAUAGCUCAGGGAAUGUCUGUUUCAUUAUCAUCUUUAUCAAUGAAAGAACCCUUAAAUCCACAUAAUGAUCCAUUAGUAACAUCAAAUUUUAAUUUUGAAGGUUCAUUACAACGUAAAUGUCUUUUAAAAAAUUAUAAAAAACCAACUAUAGCAAAAUGGAAAAAAUAUUGGGUUGCUAUAUGUGAACAUUUACUAUUUUUUCAUAAACAAAAAACCUUUUAUAAUGACAUUACAUAUGCGCUUACAUCUGAUUUAAAUAGAGGAUCAAUGUAUAAAUUUAAAUUUGAAAAUGCAGCUGUAGCAAAUAUAUAG
This is a messenger RNA of Rotaria sp. Silwood1, 592 nucleotides long. Lineage: Eukaryota; Metazoa; Rotifera; Eurotatoria; Philodinida; Philodinidae. The record is from the annotation of a GenBank genome assembly.